AUGGCGAAGGCUGAGGAGGACGAUUUGCAGCGGAUUGGUUCUAAUUGUGUACACGACGAAAGGGAUGCUGGGGCAUUACUUCGACAUGACUUCUCAAAACAUCUUUCGGACUUUCUCUUUUACUUUUUCUUGGCGUCGGGUCAUUCUGCUACUGGAUUUCACCGUUACGCCUAUAGGUAAUUGUGGAGAUUUCCUUUGAAACUUAGAAAUCAUAUUCAGCAGAAAGACAAAAAGAAUUUAAUCAUUUUUUCACAGAGAUAAGCUUCAAAAUCAACGAAUAUCAGAAAGGCAAAGGCGACAAAGAGCAAAAUAAUUUUUUUGUUUAUUUUGAUUGAAAAAAGAAACAAAGUUUUUUAACUUGUCGUAACUCGCUUCAGGUCGGGCGCAUCAGGAAGAUCGAAGUAGUGAUACGACUAUAUUUUUGGUUUAAUUUACUAAGUUUGAGGUAAACAUUGAAUCUAGCCCAUGAAAGUGGAGUCAAGAUGAAUUUUCAAAAAGUUUCUCUAUGAAGGAGCGAAAAGAAAAAAAUACUUUAUGCGAAUUGGGUACAAAAAGUUGGGUUUCGAAACUUUAAUAUUUAUUUUUUUAAUUAUUUCAGAACUAAAGUGGAAAUAUUUGAAUUUCAAGUUUUGCAACGCUUUCUUAAUAGUUUGGACUGGAAAAGUUCGGUGGGAUAUUGUCUCCUUCGAAUUCAUAAAGAAAUUUCCCCGUAUACUCAAGUCACAAUCUUUAAAGACUUUAUUUAAAGUUUGCCCAUAAGCGAUGAUGAAUUGGUGAUAAAUUGUUGGAUCAGGCCGCUAAUCUGAUUAAUUUGUGCAAAAUGCAGCCGUUAUCAGUUCCUGAACAGCCCGGGAACAACUGCAAUGAUGCGUUUUUGGCUCUUCUUCGGUUCGUUUUUUUCGUUUUAUAAAUUCUAUAACAAAUCUGGAGUUUAUUGUUGCUGUUUUAUAAAAACGGCAAUAUAAGUUGUUUUUUAGGAAAUUUUUUAAUUUUCGUAGUUUUCAAUUUCCCGAUUCAAGUAUCGAUCUUGAAAACUGUAUAUUUUUUGAUGUAUUUUCCCUCUUUAGUAUUCUUCUUUAAAAUAAUUGAAAUAAAAAAAUUUCAAAGCAAUCAUGAUAAAAAAAGGAAGUUUAUAGACAUUUUUUUGGGUUGAAUUUUUCCUGUGUAUGAAUGAAAAAUACGAUUAGGUGUUUAUCCUUAAUUUACCGAUUCAGGACUACUUUCUGUGGCUCAAGCAGAUGACCUUUUCAACGUCGUCGAGCCGUUCGCCCCGCCCCCAGCUUUAGCCGCUGGCUCGCAGACCUGCAUCUCUCAGAAACUCUACUCCUGUCAGGUUGGUGACGUCAUAAGUGAUUUUUUUUUUUCUAUUAUGAUGUCACUAAGUUUUUAUUGGAGCGAGUGUGAUUUAUAUGAACAGUUUUCAUAAAAAGCUGUUUAACAGAAAAUAAAACUCGACACGAAUAUCUUCAAGCUCUUUCGAGCCUUUGAAUAUUUCAAAUCGUUUCAAAUUGGUUGUGAGGUUAUUUUGUACGAAUCUGAUUCUCAACAGAUAGUCAUUCCAAAAAAAAAAUUUACCGAUUCAGGCAGCUUUCAACCGAAAUCUCAAUGUGACGAGCGACUCUUCGGAUUGGUCGAAUCCCAGUACCCUCAUCUACAUUCUCCGCUCCUAUUACACAAAAGUGAAACGGGAUAUAUUUGCCAAAAAAAAGAUUAUUUCUCAGUCGGUCGAUGGUUUUCUGUCGGUUUGCAACGCUCGGCAGCAGUUCGCCGCCUGUCUCGGAGAUCAAUAUGACGCGUGUAUGUCUCAGGUGAUAAACCUUUACUUUGAAUAAUUUUAUAUAAAUUGAGAGAUAUGGAAAUAACAAAAAUGGGAGAAAAUCCAGACUCGCUUCAUUCGGGACGGCGAGACUCCAAGCAACGCCUACACCUACGUUCAAAUCUUCAAAACGAUCGAGUUCGAUUGCGACGGCGGCUUCGUUCGUGAGUUGUUUGAGGGAUCGCUUUAGUGAUGUGGAAGUGGUUUCUGAGGAAAAACAGAUCACUUAAGAGAUGAUCAACUUCGAGCUUAAUAGAACAAUAUUAAAAGACCCUUUUGUUGGGUGUAUCAACGUUCACCGGCUGAAAAACUACUCCAUAUUUAUUUUUCAAAUAAUCGACGAACAUUAUAUAUUAUUAUAUAUAUUUAUUUCAUUCACAAAAGGAAAUAGUCAUUGACAAAUUGAGAGAUGGCAUAAAAAAACUGAGGUGAAUGGAAUAAGAUAAAACCCGAUAUUUACAGCACCCCAACGAGUGCAGUAACCGCAACAAUGAUUCAAAUUCAUUAUAUUUUUUUAAAAACCAACACAUUUUUUUGCACAAAUUUGUAUUAAUCGUUCCAGGACCUUUUUUCUGCUAACUUUCCGACCCUUCAAGCUUUGAAACGAGAUAGCGACUAACUGAGUAUGAAAUUAAAUUAUAUAAAUGAACCUCACGAGGAAAAAUGCCAGAAAAGGUUAUUUCACUGCUUGAAAUUCCAGAGUCGGUCCAGCACUGGCCCUGCAUCAUCGCCGUCCUUCUGAACAACGUCGAUUACUUCAACCAAUGCGCCACGACUUUCAAUCAGGAAUCCCAAGUGAUCUCCAUAUUCUCAGUUGGAUCAAGCUCUGGAGGUUCAGGACCCUUCGAAAGUGUGCUCAGCGUCUUACAAAUUCGAAAACUGCAUGCAAAAGCCUUACAUGAGGACUUGUGGUCCAGAGGUUCUUUUCAACGUUUUUCCUUGCUUUCAAAGAACAUUUUGCAGACAGCCUGGUGGGAAUGUGAGCGAGUUCGACGAUCGCUGGAGAUUGACCAAAAAUGCCCCGGAAGUACUUGUGAUUAUGUCGCUUCUGCAUCGGCUGCCAAUGGAAAACUUCCAGUUGGUGAAAAAGUCAAAUCGGUCUUCUUUAUGGAACAUGGUAAGUAGAUAACAAGAUGAAAUCAAGUUUAUAUUUGAAAUAAUUUAGGGAAAUCCGGCGUUCUCCGAGAGCUGGCCGCAAAGAACCGACAGUAA
Caenorhabditis auriculariae is the source of this 3028-nucleotide messenger RNA. Lineage: Eukaryota; Metazoa; Nematoda; Chromadorea; Rhabditida; Rhabditidae. The record is from the annotation of a GenBank genome assembly.